AUGGCCAAUCUCCUUACCAAGAAAUCCGACCCGACCGACUAUAAUGCGACCGACUAUGCCUCCGCCCCUGAGUUCCAAGUAUACAAAUACUACAAUCUGAAUAUGACGGGUCACCGUGUAGAAACUUCUGGCACUGGUGACCGCUUGUUUGAUGUCUAUGCCACCGUUGAUGCACAAAAGGUUCGUAUUUUAUCCGGGACCCGCAUUACUACAGGAGAUUGGCAGAUUACGGUGAACGGAUUGAGUGCUGUCGGGCUCCCACGUGAAGGCACCGUUGGUAUCCAGACUUGGGGCUUCGCAGGCAAAUCCGUUUAUGAAGAGGUAGAUGCCCCGAGUGACCGUGGCAUCGUCUCGCAUGCCUAUUCGGACGACACUUUGACUUUCCCUAUUUACCAAACCGAUGCUAGCACUGCCUGGGCAUUUGAAUUCAGUCGCUAG
Molecule: messenger RNA, 438 nt
Organism: Penicillium canariense
Lineage: Eukaryota; Fungi; Ascomycota; Eurotiomycetes; Eurotiales; Aspergillaceae
Exons: 1
Coding region: 1-438 (145 amino acids)
Source: RefSeq, a predicted model, not a curated record